Coniosporium apollinis CBS 100218 is the source of this 1167-nucleotide messenger RNA. Its product is annotated as mannitol-1-phosphate 5-dehydrogenase. Gene Ontology annotation, cellular component: cytosol. Bases 1 to 1167 code for a protein of 388 amino acids. The transcript is spliced from 2 exons. The record is from RefSeq and is a predicted model, not a curated record. Gene Ontology annotation, biological process: mannitol catabolic process. NCBI's taxonomy places the organism in Eukaryota, Fungi, Ascomycota, Dothideomycetes. Gene Ontology annotation, molecular function: mannitol-1-phosphate 5-dehydrogenase activity.
AUGUCUUUCGAGAAGAAAUCAGUACACUUCGGCGGUGGGAACAUCGGUCGCGGCUUCGUUGCCGAAUUUCUUCACAAAUCCGGCUACGAAGUCGUCUUCGUCGAUGUGAUGGACAACCUCAUCAAGGCUCUCCAGGACGCCCCCAGCUACACGGUCACCGAGAUUAGCGACGAGGGCGAGAAGACCUUCACCAUUGACCACUACCGGGCCAUCAACAGCAAAUACAACGAGGCUGAUGUCAUCGAGGAGAUCGCCACCGCGGACACUGUGACCUGUGCCGUUGGACCCAACAUCCUGAAGUUCAUCGCUCCGGUCAUCGCUAAGGGUAUUGAGAACCGCAAGCUCGACUACCCGAUCGCGGUCAUCGCCUGCGAGAACAUGAUUGGCGCCACCGACAGCCUCCGCGGCUUCAUCGAGGGCAAGCUCUCGGACGAGACGAAGAAGAACAUCGACAGCAAAGCGCGCUUCGCCAACUCCGCCAUCGACCGCAUCGUGCCCCAGCAAGAGCCCGACGCCGGCAUGGACGUCAAGAUCGAGAAGUUCUUCGAAUGGUGCGUGGAGCUGAAGCCGUUCGAGGGGAUGCAGCGCCCGCAGAUUGAAGGCGUGCACUUCGUCGACGACCUGCAGCCGUACAUCGAGCGCAAGCUCUUCACCGUCAACACGGGCCACGCGACGGCGGCUUACACUGGCUACAACCGCGGCAAGCAAUACGUGCACGAGAGCGUGGCCGACAAGGAGAUCCACGACAUUGUGCGCAACACGCUCAAGGAGACGGCCAGCCUCAUCGUCAAGAAGCACGGCAUCAGCACCGAGGAGCAAAACGACUACGUCGAGAAGAUCGUCAAGCGCAUCUCGAACCCGGCGCUCAAGGACGACGUUGCACGCGUGGGUCGCGCACCGCUGCGCAAGCUGUCGCGCAAGGAGCGCUUCGUCGGCCCCGCCGCGGCGCUCGCUGAGAUGGGCGAGUCGGUCGACAACCUCGUCAAUGCUAUGGAGAUGGCGUUCCGCUUCCAGAACGUCCCGGGCGACGAGGAGUCUGAGGAGCUGGCUAAGACCCUCAAGGAGCACGAUGCCAAGGCCGCGACGAGCAAGAUCACCGGGCUGGAGGAGGAUCAUCCGCUGUUCAAGCGGGUUGUUGAAGUUGUCGAGAAGGUACAGAAGAGCUAG